CUAUUUCAUGCGCGCACAGCCUCAUAGGCCAGGCGACUUUCGCUUGGAUUUGAUCCCCAAACCCCGCAAUAAACUUAUUUCUGCUUAGACAGCCUACAUAAACAAACCUGAAAAAGAGAUUUUCAUUCUCCGGAGUGUCGUAACGGAGGCUUGGGGCAGAUGUGCAGACAUGGCUCAGCCGGACAGCAACCGCGUGGUGACAGAAUGUGACGGCAGGAGAAGCCUCUUUCCUGAAAUCAUUGAGCUGAACGUCGGCGGGCAGGUUUAUGUUACGCGCCAUUCCACUUUGCUCUCGGUACCGAAUUCCCUACUUUGGACCAUGUUCGGCCAGAACAACCCGUCGGUCCUCACCAAAGACAACAAAGGGCGCUUCUUUUUAGACAGGGACGGCUUUCUGUUCCGAUACAUUUUGGAUUAUUUACGUGACCAGAACCUUGUGUUACCUGAAUAUUUCAAAGAGAAGGCAAGUCUGCAGAAAGAGGCCGAGUUUUUCCAACUUCAUGAGCUGGCGCGACGCCUUCGACCGGCGGUGAGCAAGGAGAACUCUGUGGGCGAGGAUGUGUUCCCCAGCGACCCCGAGGAAGCUGCGAGCGGCGGCGGCGGCGGCGGCGGCGGCGGUACCGCCGCGACGACUACGCUCGGCAGCCCCCGGUCACCGUCUCUGGACGCGCGGAAAUCUGGAUAUAUAACCGUUGGAUACAGGGGGUCGUACACAAUAGGGCGAGACAUCCAAACGGACGCCAAGUUUCGGAGGGUGGCGAGGAUUACCGUUUGUGGGAAAACGUCCCUUGCCAAAGAGGUGUUUGGCGACACUCUGAACGAGAGCAGGGAUCCCGACAGACCCCCAGAGAGAUACACGUCUCGGUAUUACCUCAAGUAUAAUUUCCUGGAGCAAGCCUUCGACCGGCUUUCGGAGGUGGGCUUCCAUAUGGUGGCGUGCAACUCCACUGGCACCUGCGCUUACACAAGUAGCGACCCGAGCGAGGACAAAAUCUGGACAAGUUACACCGAGUACGUGUUUUGCAGGGAGUGAGGCAGGGUACUUUUAGUCCACUUUGGUGGACCAAGUCCCUUCAUAGCUGUCGCUUGCCCCAUCUCGACCACUCGUUGGGCUCCCUCGUACCACAGGUCUAGUAAGCUGUAGUCGUGUGAUAUCUGUUCAAAGAUAAGUUCUAUUUAGCAGUAGCUUAAUAAAUAUAGUUAGGCAAAUGAAUUGUUCAGGUCAAACAAUUCGGCAAGUUGUAAUCUUACCGUGACGGACCUGAGUACCAUAACAUUCUGAUUUCGGAACAGACCGCCCAGCCUUGACCGUUAUGUUGUCCAAGCGUAUGGCCAAGACGUGCAGGCGUUGCCAGUUUUCAGUGUUAAUAUUAGUCUUCGUAUUGUGUUCAUUACGUGGUAAAAGAAUUAGCCUUCAUAUUCGACUUAUUGACUAAUUUAGUGUAAGGUAUUUUCCUAUUGCUACUGACUGGCAUUUUAAUCUUUUAAUGUGUACUGUUUUCCAGAGAACAUGAGUCUUCCUUUUAUUGACAGGUCGUGUUUUUCUUCACGAACUUUAAGUUGGAACAGUAGAAAUCAGACGUUGCAGUUUUUAUAAACUAGCAGUAGGCCACCCGAGCUGCAUAUCUGUUUAAGAAACUUUUCCCAGCUUUAGAUUCACUCGGAGAGGCCAUUCUUAAUUAUUCCAUCUUUUUAUUGGCAGUCUUGUGUAAAUGGUGUAACACCCUUUUUUUUUUUUUUUGCACUUGUAUAUUUGAAACAUGGAAACUUGCCUAUGCUGUUUUUGUCUGUGACCCAAAGAAUAAACUAUAAUAAAUCUGAAAUGCGUUCAUGCAUGAACAGUUUUAUCUAUGACUGUUAAAGUGUUGGUGAUGAAUCGCGUUUAGAGGCGAGUAAACAUUGAAUAAAACACAUGCUAGGACAAUUCCAUGUGAUCUUUUCUUUUCUUUUUUCCCCAUGCAAUAAGGGGAGAAUGCAUUGCUUGGAAGUUAUGUGGAAAAAUCAUUAAAAUGUAUUUUUGCAAGGCA
This is a messenger RNA of Electrophorus electricus (electric eel), 2027 nucleotides long. RefSeq names its product potassium channel tetramerisation domain containing 12.2 (gene kctd12.2). Gene Ontology annotation, molecular function: protein binding. Gene Ontology annotation, biological process: protein homooligomerization; regulation of G protein-coupled receptor signaling pathway. The record is from RefSeq and is a predicted model, not a curated record. Gene Ontology annotation, cellular component: presynaptic membrane; postsynaptic membrane; signaling receptor complex. NCBI's taxonomy places the organism in Eukaryota, Metazoa, Chordata, Actinopteri, Gymnotiformes, Gymnotidae.